CUUACGGGUGCUUAUUAAGGGGAGAUAACUUGUCAAGGAUAUUUUUUGUUCAUUUUUCUUGACAGCACAUUGACCUUUGGAGAGGUCUAUUGAUCUACCGGUGACAUGAAUAUAGACUAGUUGUAGGGUUUAUGCUGAAAGUGAUGUCUUCCCACAUCCUUAGUCAACAUUUUUUUUCUGCUUCCGUCAAGCAUUGUCAUUAUUUUUUUAUCCUUUCAUCAGCUAAAAACCGUACUAUUUAUGAUCUUUUAAAGAACGUUGUGUGCUUAUCAACAGCAAAAAGAGAAUUAUUACGCCACAGCCAAAAUCAUAGUUGUUGCCAUUUCUCAUCCACUUCUCAUCCAAAUAAGAUCUCUGUAGACCUUUCUCAAUUUCCAGUGGAAAACAUCAGGAACUUUAGUAUUAUUGCACAUGUGGAUCAUGGGAAGAGUACAUUGGCUGAUCGACUUCUUGAAAUAACUGGCACAAUCCCAGUAGGUAAGAACAAUCAACAAGUGCUGGAUAGAUUGCAGGUGGAGAGGGAGAGAGGAAUCACAGUGAAGGCUCAGACAGCAUCCCUUUUUCAUUCGUACAAAGGAAAGACCUUCCUCUUGAAUCUUAUAGAUACACCAGGUCAUGUAGAUUUUCACUAUGAAGUAUCUCGAUCUCUGGCAGCAUGCCAAGGUGUGAUUCUCCUUGUUGAUGCGAACCAAGGAGUGGAGGCACAAACUGUUGCUAAUUUUGGACUAGCAUUUGAGCUAGGGCUUGCCAUUGUGCCAGUGAUAAAUAAAAUUGAUCUGAAGAUGGCACAGCCAGAAGUUGUAGCCCAACAAAUGAAAAAUCUUUUUGGCUUUGAAUCUUCAGAAAUCUUAAAGAUAUCUGCAAAGCAAGGAACAGGAGUUGAUGAAGUCCUAAAAGCCGUUAUUGAAAGGAUUCCACCACCAGAUGCUGACUGCUCUCGACCCCUCAGGACCCUAUUAUUUGAUUCAUGGUAUGACAAGUACAGAGGUGUCAUUGCAAAUGUGGCAGUAUUUGAUGGUGUCCUUAAAAAGGAUGAUAGAGUUUCAUGCAUAAGAAGCAAAAAGGUGUAUGAAGUGCAAGAGCUUGGCAUCAUGCAUCCUACUCAGACACCCACAGAUGAGUUAUAUGCAGGCCAGGUUGGGUACAUCAUUUGUAACAUGCGAAACACUGCAGAAGCACAGAUAGGAGACACCUUUUGUCAUGAGAAGGACAUAGAUUCCUUGAAACCACUGCAGGGGUUUAAACCAGCCAAAGCCAUGGUGUUUGCAGGUGUAUUUCCCUCUGACCAGUCAGAGUUUGUUGCUCUGCGCAGUGCUGUUCAGAAGCUUGUUCUGAAUGAUUCCAGUGUAACGGUGCAUUCUGACAGCAGUCCUGCCCUUGGCCAAGGCUUCCGUAUGGGUUUCCUAGGAUUGCUCCACAUGGAUGUUUUCUGCCAACGCUUGGAACAGGAGUUUGAUGCUUCCUUCAUUGUUACAUCACCAAACGUACCUUACAAAGUGAGAAUUACUGGUGCCAAGUCAAUCAAAAAAUACGGAGGAUCUGAGGUUACCAUCUUGAAUCCAUCCAGUAUGCCCACGGUAGAUGUUGUGGAGGAGUACUUUGAGCCUAUGGUAAAAGGCACCAUCAUCUGUCCUGAUCAGUACUUAGGCAACGUGACAAGUUUGUGUCUGGAUCGCAGAGGACAAAUUGAAGACCAGCUGAAUAUUGAUGACACUCGUAUUUUGCUUGUUGUUCGUUUCCCUCUUAAUGAAAUCCUUGUGGACUUCUUUGAUGACCUGAAAUCUCUGACUUCAGGAUAUGCAAGUUUUGAUUAUGAGGAUGCUGGUUAUCAACCUGCUACACUUGUUAAGGUUGAUUUCCUUUUAAAUGGCAAGGUAGUAGAUGAGCUGUCUAUGAUCUGUCAUUCUUCACGAGCACGGAAUUUGGCAUGCACUGUGUGUGCAAAGCUGAAAGACAGUAUUCCACGGCAACAGUUCCCGAUUGCAGUACAAGGUGCUAUAGGCAGUAAGAUACUUUCUCGAGAGGACAUACAGCCAUAUCGCAAAGAUGUCACAUCUAAAUGUUAUGGAGGUGACAUAUCUAGGAAAAUGAAACUUCUGAAGCGCCAAGCAGAGGGCAAACGCAAGUUGCUUAAAAUAGGAAACAUUGAUAUACCUAAAGAUACUUUUAUCAAAGUUCUUAAACGGUGAUAAUAGUGUUUAAUAGAAAUAUAAUUCACUUGAAUAAAUUGGUUUUAAUAAUAUAGAUACCUCACGAUAGCUGUUGGAACAGGUGUAUUUGUUUUGACAAACUUGUGGACAAAGCAAGUUUCACCUAUCUGGCAAAUGUCUAUGCCAUUUUGUGUUAAAAUCUCAGCAUUAUGCAUUAUGUUUAGUGAUCUUCAAAUGAUUGUAUAUAAAUAAUUUUGAUAAUUUCUAACAUAGAAUUAUGUGGAAAGGAAGUCUAUAAUAUCAGCAUAUUGCUGCUUGUGCCACCAAGAUGUAUAGUACAGAUAAAGCAUCUGAUGUUUGUUAUUUAAUCUGAUCAGUUCUGACAAAGAGUUUUUACACAGUACAGUUCUCAAAUAUAAAAAUCUAGUUACUACAAAAUGGAAGUGGAGAUUAUACAUACCUGAUGUACAUUCUGAGCAAGACUUCAACAGAUUAUAAGUCUAUAAAAGCAAAUGUAUGAACAUACAGUAUAUGAGAAAAGAUUUACAUGACUGUUCUACGCCAUCAUAAAAAUAUCACUGUAAAUUACAGAUUCUAAUGCCUAUUUUUAUUGCAAAAAGUUAUGGGAAUGUAAGUGAGGUGAUGGUAAUCUUUACUAUUGACAGUGGCUUUUUGUGGUUUGCAAGUGAAAGGGAGAGGGAUUUUUUGCACUUAUAACAAUUUUCACACAAACAUGUACUGGUCUUGAUUAUGAAUAAUUCUCUCUUACAUCACUCUUUUAAAUAAAAAAAUCUGAUUGCUUAA
Pomacea canaliculata is the source of this 2954-nucleotide messenger RNA. Its product is annotated as translation factor Guf1, mitochondrial-like. The coding region runs from base 132 to 2189 and encodes 685 amino acids. Lineage: Eukaryota; Metazoa; Mollusca; Gastropoda; Architaenioglossa; Ampullariidae. The record is from RefSeq and is a predicted model, not a curated record. The transcript is spliced from 18 exons. Gene Ontology annotation, cellular component: mitochondrion. Gene Ontology annotation, molecular function: GTP binding; GTPase activity; mitochondrial ribosome binding. Gene Ontology annotation, biological process: positive regulation of translation.